Molecule: messenger RNA, 1455 nt
Organism: Agelaius phoeniceus (red-winged blackbird)
Lineage: Eukaryota; Metazoa; Chordata; Aves; Passeriformes; Icteridae
Gene: TMPRSS2
Product: transmembrane serine protease 2
Biological process (GO): proteolysis
Cellular component (GO): membrane
Molecular function (GO): protein binding; serine-type endopeptidase activity
Source: RefSeq, a predicted model, not a curated record
AUGACCUCUACUCUAGGUCCACCGCCGCCAUACUACGAGAACAGGGGCUUCCAGCCAGAGCCCCCCUACGCUGCCAGGCCGGCAGCAGGUGCUCACCCCUACCCACAGCUCUUCUCCACAAACCCGCCCUCCGUGCCAAGCUACAUCCCAAGGGUUGCCACCCACCAGUCCAGCAGGCCAGCAGCACCCCCACCCAGGAGAACCUGUGCAGCCAGUCUAAGGAAAACCAUAAUAAUUAUAUUAUCUAUAUUAAUAGUCAUUUGUUGUGCAAUUGCUGCUUUCUUCAUCUGGUAUUUUGUAGAGAACCACUGUCUCAGCUCCCUGAUUGAGUGUGGCUCCUCAGGGGUGUGCAUGUCCCCCUCCCAGUGGUGCGAUGGAGUGAGCGACUGCCCCAACGGGGAGGACGAGACCCGCUGUGUUAGACUUUUUGGACCAAAUUUUAUCCUGGAAGUUUAUUCACCUGUCAGCAAAUCCUGGUAUCCUGUUUGCCAUGAUGACUGGAAUGAUGAUUAUGGGAAGAUUGCAUGCAAAGACAUGGGCUACAGCGUGGAUACAUAUUUCUACAGUCGUGGGGUACCUGACGUCAGCUUUAAGAGCUACAUGAAGCUGAACACAAGUGCUGGGAAUAUAGACUUGUACAAAAAGCUGUACAGCAGUGGUUCCUGUGCCUCAGGAAGUGUGGUUUCUCUGCGCUGCAUAGAGUGUGGCCUGUCCAGCAAGAGCGCGAGCAUCAUGAACAGGAUCGUGGGGGGCAGCGGGGCCGUGCUGGGGCAGUGGCCGUGGCAGGUCAGCCUGCACGUGCAGGGCACCCACGUCUGCGGGGGCUCCAUCAUCACCCCACAGUGGCUUGUGACAGCAGCACACUGUGUGGAAGGGCGACUGUCUGACCCACACAGCUGGAGGGUUUAUGCUGGGAUUCUCAAUCAGGAUGAGAUGCUCUUCAGAAGUGGAUACAAAGUGCAACUGAUAAUUUCCCACCCAGAUUAUGACACAGACUCUAAAGACAAUGAUGUUGCCCUCAUGAAGCUGGAAACACCACUGAGUUUUACUGAAACUGUGAGGCCAGUUUGUCUGCCCAAUCCAGGAAUGAUGUUCCAGCCUAACCAGCAGUGCUGGAUAUCAGGGUGGGGAGCAGAAUACCAAGGAGGUAAAACAUCAAAUAACUUGAAUUACGUUGCGGUGCCCCUCAUAGAACGUUCCAGGUGUAAUUCUGUUUAUAUCUACAAUGGCAUGAUUCUGCCUACAAUGAUCUGUGCUGGAGACCUAGCAGGGGGAAUUGAUUCCUGUCAGGGUGACAGUGGAGGUCCUCUGGUGACUCACCACCACUCUGUGUGGUGGCUGGUUGGGGACACCAGCUGGGGCACUGGCUGUGCCACUCCCAACAAACCUGGAGUGUAUGGGAAUAUGACUGUGUUUACAGACUGGAUUUAUAAAAAUAUGCAGGCAAACAGAUGA